Molecule: messenger RNA, 2261 nt
Organism: Neltuma alba
Lineage: Eukaryota; Viridiplantae; Streptophyta; Magnoliopsida; Fabales; Fabaceae
Product: 11-beta-hydroxysteroid dehydrogenase-like 4A
Exons: 6
Coding region: 443-1387 (314 amino acids)
Cellular component (GO): cytosol
Molecular function (GO): oxidoreductase activity
Source: RefSeq, a predicted model, not a curated record
CAAAAUUUAAAACAAAAGUUUAGCAGAACAUCCAGUUCCAUCCUCUUCUAUUUAGGGACUUCAAACAGCAAAUUCAGCGAGUCUUCUCUUGCAUGGUCUCACAUGGAGAGUGUCUCAAUUGGAAGCCCUAUCUUCGAAGAGUAUUGAUCUGGCUUGUCUGAUUUCCUCUCCAAAUGGGUGAUUCAUAUGGGGCCCUCUCAUAAUUAAAUUGAAACUUCAAUAGAACCACAGAAAAUUUGAACUCUUUCUAAAUCAUUCAUUCUGCAGACUUGCCGCUGAUUUUCUUAACUGCAACAUUCACUACCCCCACUGAAGAAGUAGAUAGAGUUACUGCUGCACUGGGUAGGUAUCCUGGUCAAAAAUGGAGUGGUAGCUACAGCUAAAAGUCAGAAAUGAACAGCUCUGCAUACGAUAUAAAUGCUAGUAUGUGGGUGCCAUUGAAAUGAGCUUUUGGAGUACAGAACAGAGAAUGGAUUUCAUGGCAGAUUUGCUGAAUAUAGCCAUAAUUUCAUCGAGUUUCUUGGUAUUGCUUUUGGUCGUCCCUCUCUUCUACUUCUUCAAGUUUCUGUUUUCUCCAAUCAUCGCAAUAUUCAGGCGCGGUGAGACCCUCACCGGCAAAGUUGUCCUCAUCACCGGAGCCUCUUCCGGAAUUGGCGAGGCUUUGGCUUACGAGUAUGCGAAAAGAGGGGCUCGUUUAGCUCUUGUAGCCCGGAGAGAGGAUCGCCUGCGUGCAGUCCUUGAUAAAGCUCUACGCCUGGGUGCACCUGAUGGCAUUAUCAUUCCCGCUGAUGUUUCCAAUAUUCUUGACGCCCAGCAUUUUGUUGCCAAGACCAUUGACCAUUUUGGCCAACUGGAUCAUUUGGUGAACAAUGCUGGGGCUAGUCAAGUCAAAUUAUUUCAAGAGUUCGCCGUAAAUCUCUCUGAUUUGGCUCCUGUGAUGGAUGUAAAUUUCUGGGGUUCAGUGUAUGCAACACAUUUCGCUGUUCCACACUUGAGAAAAAGCAGAGGAAAGAUUGUUGUGAUUUCUUCAUCGAUAGGAUGGUUGCCAUCUCCAAAGCUGAGUUUCUACUGUGCGAGCAAAGCAGCAUUGAUAAGUUUCUUUGAGACAUUGAGGGCUGAAUUUGGUUCUGAGAUUGGGAUAAACAUAGUCGGUCCAGGAUUUAUUAAGACAGAAAUGACUACCGAUGAGUACAUGGCACAGGUUGACGCUAAGACGAUGCCAAUCGAACCUGUAGAAACAUGUGCAGAGGCCAUUGUAAACAGCACCUGCAGGGGUGACUUGUAUUUGAUUGAGCCAUCUUGGUUCAGAACUCUGAUCUGGUUCAAGUGGUUCUUUCCUGGUCUGACAGAGUGGCUUUUCCACUAUAGAUUAAAGAGAAGCAAUUAACCAGAAUGUGAAUUUAUUUGAAGUGUUAGGCCAUUUUCUAAGUCUAGUCUUAGUUUCCAAUAAGUCCAUGCCUCUGGGCGAUGGUUAAGAUUGUCUACCGUUUGUUGAUGAAACCAUUAAUCACUUUAAGUUUUUUUAUUGUAAAAAAUGGUUACUGUGUUGGUUUUUUCCCUUCAUUAUAAAUUUAUAAUAAAGAAAUUGAUAUGAUUAUGUUAAUGAAUUAUCUGGUAACAAUGUUGUUUCUGUAUUGACAGAAAAGAUAACUCCUGCUGAAUCUUGAUGAUUCACACCUGGAGUAAUUGUUUAUAACAUUCAUUAAUUAGAUAUAUUAUGACUAUGUCUUGCAAAAAAUAAAGUGUCCGAACAUAUUUAGAAUACUUGUAAUUAGCUUUGCUUAUUUCUCUGUCAAAUGUAUAAUUAUUGGCACAUCUAUAUUAUCAUAUUGUGCUUUAUAACUAUAUCUCACAGUACAACUAGAUAAUUUAGCUGAUAAUUUUACUGAUAAUUUUACUAAUGUUGUGCUUCCACUUUGGGUUUUAAAAGAUGCUAAUUGAGGCUGCUUAGAGAAAUGACUAAGCGUUUGUUUGUAGCUCCGUUCAAAACGGACUUUUAAACAAGUUUACGUAAGUAAGUUCACACAGUGUGUGUAUUUAUUUGCAAGCGAUGGUUCAUUUUGGCUAUUCAUAUCAAAACUAACAAAUUUUAACAGAUAUAAUAAGAGAUUAUGGAAAUUGAUAAAGAUGGAAGAGUUUUUUUUAGCAGCAGUGGGUAGUGAUAGAUGUCGUCUCAAAGUAGACGUAGGAAAUUCGGAGCUACCAAUAUUUUUGGUCAAUCCCAAUGUUUUCUCAUAGAGUUAUGGGACAACAAUAACACA